AUGCCAAGCCUUUCUGGCAACCUGCAGAUUAAAUGUGCGGGCGAAUGUGCGGAAGGACUCUUCGACUCCGAAAUCACGCGUGCCCUCGCCUCCCAACUUACCGAAGCUCAUGCCACUUCAGAGUACGACUGGCGCUGGAAUCCGCGACUCGUUGCUGAGCGCCUCUAUCAGCAGGUCUCUCACCUUGCCCGCAACACGAACGUCAUCACGUACAGCAUCAACAACAUGCUCGACCUUCUCUCUACACGCGCUGCUCAAUCAAGCAUAUCCCUCACCUCGCGCGAGGACCACGGCGAAGCGCUGUACGCUCUUUGCGAAGGUAUGGUUAAUUUUAACGGUAUGUUAAAUUCGUUUACGACCGGCCGAUUUGGAAAUUGUGUACCGUCUACGACUGAUUGGGGCAUGGAAAAGUGGCGUCAACUUGUAAUGUGCGCGGUUGAAAGUGGGAAUGCCGGAAUCGUGGAGGACCUGUUGAAUCGUGCGGCCAUAUUGAGUGGCGACUCAUCCUUUUGCGAACUGGAACUCCCGUUUACAGGAUGGUGGCUGGAGAGCGAUGAAAACGAGGAGUCGUUCGACCUCGAAAUUCUGAAGCAGGCAGCAUUUUUGGAGGCCGCGAGAUCGGGAAGGGAGAAGAUUUUGAGAUGUCUCCUCAAACUGGGCGUAGACAUUGAUGUGAAGGACCACAAGUCUCGGACACCGCUGUUGCUGGCGACGGCGCCUGGGUUUUACGAUUGUGUCAAGUUGCUGCUGGAGAAUGGAGUAAGUGUCAAGAAGUGUAACAUGAGUAACAGCGGCGGCGUGCUGGGGUUGGCAGUCGAAAAGUACCACAUAGGUAUCGUACGGCUAUUGCUAGAAUAUGCGGCGCUGGACCCGCAGUACAGGCUACCGGAGGAGGGGAGGGCAGACAUGAAGUUUGAAUGGCGAGGGAACUCAUGCAAACACGGUCCGUUGAUUAUAUGGAUGUCGAGGAAAGGGAUAUGGAUGCACUGGCAAGAGGUGAUGAGAAUGACCAGCGAAGUGUACGGGCUGGACCCGGACUGCGAGUGUUUGAGGAGAUACGACGAGACUGGUAUUGUGAUAAGGGUUGACUGAUGUUAUGGAUCAAGGAAGUUUUCACAAAGUUGUGACUUUUACAUGUGCAUCCAAUUUUCUAAGGCUGUGUUGAAGCACACUAGGCAGAAUGAGAACUAGACAACAAGAAUUACUCACAAUUUACCAAGGUUACCUCAUUCGCUCGG
Mytilinidion resinicola is the source of this 1238-nucleotide messenger RNA. RefSeq names its product ankyrin. Gene Ontology annotation, molecular function: protein binding. The transcript is spliced from 3 exons. The coding region runs from base 1 to 1092 and encodes 363 amino acids. The record is from RefSeq and is a predicted model, not a curated record. NCBI's taxonomy places the organism in Eukaryota, Fungi, Ascomycota, Dothideomycetes, Mytilinidiales, Mytilinidiaceae.